Molecule: messenger RNA, 1829 nt
Organism: Malania oleifera
Lineage: Eukaryota; Viridiplantae; Streptophyta; Magnoliopsida; Santalales; Ximeniaceae
Product: vacuolar-processing enzyme
Exons: 9
Coding region: 106-1569 (487 amino acids)
Biological process (GO): vacuolar protein processing
Molecular function (GO): cysteine-type endopeptidase activity
Source: RefSeq, a predicted model, not a curated record
UCCGCCUCAGAGAACUUUCAGGUAUAUAGCGAGCUCGCCGGUUGGUUUAGUAAGGCAGCUCGCCGUCGGUGGUUGAGGUCCGCUGCAAGUUCUUCUUUUCUUAGGAUGUCGAUCAUGAGGCUUCUAGCGGUUGUGAUGAUGAUGCUGCUUUUGGUAGCGGCAAGAUAUGGCGGUGUAGCCGCCCGGUUGAACCCCUGGGAAUCGAUUAUCCGGCUGCCGGAAGAGGAACAGGAGGAGGACGGCGAGAAACUGGGCACCAGAUGGGCUGUGCUAGUGGCUGGGUCUUACGGUUUUGGGAAUUACCGGCACCAGGCAGAUGUUUGCCAUGCGUACCAACUGUUACGAAGAGGAGGAUUGAAGGAUGAGAACAUAGUGGUGUUUAUGUAUGAUGACAUUGCCAUGCACCCCCUUAAUCCAAGGCGUGGUGUCAUCAUCAAUCAUCCACAAGGCAAUAAUGUCUAUGCCGGGGUGCCCAAGGAUUACACCGGGGAGCAUGCCACUGUAGAGAAUUUAUAUGCUGUGCUUCUUGGCAAUAGAAGUGCUGUGAGAGGAGGAAGUGGGAAGGUUGUGGACAGCAAACCAAAUGACAGGAUUUUCCUAUACUAUUCUGAUCAUGGAGGCGCUGGCGUGCUCGGGAUGCCAAAUCUGCCUAACGUUUAUGCUAAUGAUUUCAUUAAUGUUUUGAAAAAGAAGCAUAUGAGCGGCGGCUACAAGGAGAUGGUUUUGUACAUAGAAGCGUGCGAGAGUGGGAGUAUCUUUGAAGGGUUGAUGCCUGAGAAUCUAAACAUUUAUGUAACAACAGCAUCAAAUGCAGAGGAAAGCAGCUGGGGAACCUAUUGUCCUGGCAUGCGGCCACCGCCUCCGCCGGAGUACAUGACAUGCCUAGGCGAUUUGUAUAGUGUUGCGUGGAUGGAAGACAGUGAGAAUCACAAUCUAAAGAGGGAAACAGUAGAACAGCAGUACGAAAGAGUAAAAGAAAGGACUUCAGACUUCAACACUUACAAUGCAGGAUCUCAUGUAAUGGAAUAUGGGAACAAAAGCAUCAAGGCAGAGAAGCUUUAUCUGUAUCAAGGUUUUGAUCCUGACACCGUGAACUUCCCCCCAAACAAAUUCCACUACGAUACCGAAAUGGAAGUUGUAAACCAGAGAGAUGCGGAUCUUCUCUUCUUGUGGCAGAGCUACAAAAUGUCUGAGGAUGGAUCGGAGAGGAAGACCGAAACACUCGAACAAAUCAGACAAACAAUGACGCACAGAAUUCACUUGGAUACUAGUAUGAAACUGAUUGGAGCAAUGCUCAUGGGUUCGGAAAAAGGCUCUUCUGCCCUCACCUCUGUUAGAGCCCCUGGCUUGUCCCUUGUUGAUGACUGGGGAUGCUUGAAAGCAAUGGUUCGAUUGUUUGAAACCCACUGUGGAUCGCUAACUCAGUAUGGCAUGAAACACAUGCGGGCGUUUGCCAACAUCUGCAACAAUAGAAUCCCCGUGGCUGCAAUGAAGGAAGCAUGCAUGGCUGCCUGUAGUGGCCGUGAAUUGGCACAAUGGAGUCCUUCAAACCGUGGUUAUAGCGCUUGAUUAAUGCAUAGCUUGUUACAUGCAUAUAUAUAGCCUCCGUAGGGCUGUACACAGUACCUCAAGAAAUGGUCUAAAGAUCGAUGUAGUACACCCGAAUCAACACAUGUUCCAAUCUAGCUUUAAACGCUUCUUGUUAUUAUCAGAAUCUUCCUUGGGAUUAGAUGGUAGUUUAUAGUUGUGUUGAGCAUGGUUUGUGUGGUGGUUGGUGGGUAUUAGUACAAAAGAAAAAAGAAAAAAAAUAGAAAAGGUAGUUGAAUGAA